Messenger RNA from Bipolaris maydis ATCC 48331, 3675 nucleotides. Its product is annotated as P-loop containing nucleoside triphosphate hydrolase protein. Gene Ontology annotation, biological process: regulatory ncRNA-mediated heterochromatin formation. Gene Ontology annotation, molecular function: helicase activity. Gene Ontology annotation, cellular component: nuclear RNA-directed RNA polymerase complex. NCBI's taxonomy places the organism in Eukaryota, Fungi, Ascomycota, Dothideomycetes, Pleosporales, Pleosporaceae. The record is from RefSeq and is a predicted model, not a curated record.
AUGGUACGCCGCUCUGGGAAAAGAUCAAACCAUGUCAGACACUCGGGAAGCCGCAGCACAGCUUCUCACAGAGGUCCCAACAUAAAUUCUAGCAAUGUCUAUGCGAGCCUAGGCGAAAUAGCAGGGAGUGAAGCGGAGAUGGACUCUCAUUCCCUCCCAGAGAGCUCUCUGUUCGACGAGAACAUUCCCACAUCUGGCACAGCCCAUAACAACAACGAGAUCUACGAGUAUUUUGAGCGCGCUAAGAGGCCAGCUGACGGUGGAGCAUGGCUUCAGCAACCUGAGAUUCCAAACACUUCAGAAGUCCUACGUGACACGUCCCGCUUCACCAACAGCGAAUCACUCAUUGAACUAGACGGCCACGUUCGCCCACACAAGUUAGAGGGUGCAUAUGAUGACAAAGAAGACUACUUGAGAACCUUGUAUGAGCUCCUGCGCGAAGACACUAUUCGUCCUCUGCGGGAGGCUAUUGAUGAGGUCCGUGCCGAGCCUUUCAAAGACGAAGCAGAGUAUCAGAAUCAAAGCAUCGGCAUCUAUGACUCUGUCUACAUCAAGUCGCUUGUAUUCUCUCCCAGAGGACUGGCGACAAGAGUUGCUUUCUCGCUCGGACGAGCCAAGAAGCAUGUCAGAUGGGGACAAUCGAAGCGGCUCAUCACUGGAUCACUUGUCGCAUUGUCUCCCACAGAUGAUGCCUUCAAGACACGGUGUGUUCUUGCCAUUGUCGCAGCGCGUCCCAUCAGCGCAUUGGAACAAAACCCGCCCACGAUUGACUUGUUCUUUGCUCGACCUGAAGAUCAAGAAAUUGAUCCCAUGCGCAAAUGGAUCAUGGUAGAAUCUAGAGCCAGCUUCUUUGAGGCAAAUAGGCAUACGUUGUUAGCUUUGCAGCAACUGAUGAGGGAACCAUUCAUGUUAUCAAAAUACCUUGUAGACGUUCAGAAGGAGGUAGACCCUCCGGCUUACGUCCAGCACAACCCAUACACAAACCUUAGUAGUCUUGUCAGCAUGGAAGAUGCUGAAGACUACGAAAAUGUCAAUGUGCUUGAGGACUGGCCCGUAGCGUCUUCGCAUUCGCUUGACGAAUCGCAGAGCAGAGCACUGAAGCGUAUGCUCACAAGCGAGUUAGCUAUCGUACAAGGCCCGCCUGGCACGGGAAAGACUUUUGUGUCGGUUGUCGCUCUACAAAUCGCUCGCGAUAAUCUGCGCAAGGAAGACGCACCUAUAAUUGUGACUGCACAGACGAAUCACGCUCUCGACCAACUAUUACGACACACAUCCAUAUUUGAACCGAAUUACAUACGGCUAGGAGGAAGGAGCAAAGACAAUGCUGUAAAGAAGCAGACACUGUUCGAAGUCAAAUUGAGGACACCACAGCAAAAAGGGACUGUUAGCGGUAUCAAGAAGAAAGCGAAUGGCAAGAUCGGAAGCUUGGCAACCGAAUGCCAGAAAUUGCUCGCUCCUAUUGAAGCCAACAAAGGACCGCUUGAUCACAAUUUGCUCUUGAAGUUUGAGCUGAUUACCCAGAAGCAGGCAGAAUCGCUGGAAAUGGACACUCAAGACGCCAUAGGCAUCUCAUCAUCCAAACAUCCAGGGAUUCUAAUGGAACAAUGGCUUGGCCAAUGUCUUGCGCCAUGCGAUAGACCUAUUCUCCCGGAGGAUCUUUACUGGGACUAUGAAGAAGAGGAUUUCGAAGUCGAGCAAUUGCAGGAACUUGAGGCAGAAGCGGUGGCUCAGGAUGAUGACGAUAUUGAAGCUCUUCGUGGACCUGUCAUUGAAAUCAGCGAUAACUUCAAGGGCACUGGUGCCUCUUUGAGUAAUGCUGACAUUCGGUGCAUCUUACGCAAGACGGAUGAUCUUUACAAGAUCCGUAUGGCUGAUCGAGGUGCGAUCUAUAACUUUUUCAAGCGGGAAGUGAAGCAAAUUAUUGCGACGGAAAUUCGCAAGAUUGCAAAGACCUACCAUGACAGUGUUGUACAACGCAAGAUUGGAGUGUUCGAAGAGAACGCACGCAUUCUUCGUGGUGCACGUAUUAUUGGAUGCACAACUACAGGUCUCGCAAAGUACCGGGCUCUUCUAUCCAGCCUUCGUCCGCGCUUGUGUAUCGUGGAAGAGGCAGCCGAGACUCUCGAAGCGCCUGUGACUGCAGCCUGCUUCCCUAGCCUCGAGCACCUAAUCUUGGUCGGCGAUCACCAGCAGCUGCGUCCUCACACUCAGGUACAUGCCUUUGAAGACGGCCCAUACUUCCUAAACCUGUCGCUUUUCGAGCGCCUGGUUCGAAACAAUGUUGCGUUCGACACGUUGAUGCGCCAGCGUCGUAUGAUACCAGAAAUACGACGUCUUUUAUGUCCAAUCUACGAAGACAAACUAAAAGACCACCCAAACGUGGAAAACGCUGGCCAUCGUCCACCAGUUGAAGGAAUGGGCGGAAACAACAGUUUUUUCUUCUGUCACGAAUGGCCCGAGGGCCGUGAUAUCCACAUGUCUUCAUUCAAUGCACGGGAAGCGGACAUGGUGGUUCGGUUUCUCGACUACUUGGUUCUCAAUGGUGUUGAUGCUACCAAGACCACAAUCCUGACGUUCUACAACGGCCAAAGAAGGCAAAUAACAAAACUUAUAAGAGCACACCCAAACUUGGGAGUUUACCGAGGCAUCCAAGUUGUCACUGUCGACAGCUACCAAGGCGAGGAGAAUGAUAUUGUACUACUCUCCUUGGUUCGCUCCAACGAGAAGAAUUCCAUCGGCUUUCUCAGCUCCGAGAAUCGUGCAUGUGUGGCAUUGUCUCGAGCAAAACGUGGAUUUUACAUCUUCGGGAACGCCGAGCUUCUGGCUAGUCAAAGCAGUAUAUGGGGCAGCGUGGUCGAAAUCAUGUUCAAGAACAAGAAGCCAAAGGUCAAGGCUGGCCAGGAACGACGAGUGGGGUAUUAUCUUCCCCUUGUAUGCACCAACCACGGGCACAAGGUGUGGUGUGAAGAUCCUGAUGACUUUGAUCUCAUCAAGGGCGGUUGCGACAUCAAAUGCGACGGGGUAUUGCCUUGUGGACACCGUUGUCCGUACACAUGCCACCCCUUCGAGCACGAUAGGAUCAAUUGUACACAAAAGUGUGCUAGGCGUGUAGAGAGAUGUGGUCAUCCCUGCGUUUCCGAGUGUUGCGAUCCAUGCAGGUGCCACAUGUGCGAACGCCGAAGCGAUGGUAUCAAGCCUGUCUUGAACGCGGGACCGAGAGGAGCUGCUUCCAUUAGCGGACCGCGCUCCAAUAUGCAGAAAUUGAGCCUCGAAACCAGACUUGAUGUUCCUAGAAAUUCUAAUCACAGAAUGGCUUCCUCUACCUCUGGUUCGGGAAUGCCGCAGAUGCUACAAGGCACCACGGAGCAAUGGGAUGCUUACGCACACGGCGGCGGUGUUGAAGAGGAUGACAUGAGAGUCCGGGCGAAGGUGAGGCAAGAAGAGGCUGAGUACCUUGAGCGUAUUCACGCAUCUACUCCAAAGUGUAUGCGGCCGUCUGUUGGCAACCGACUCAUCUCAACUUCACCAGUCAAGGCGGAAAGUGUUGAGACAGACACCGACUUGCUUAUUGACCUUGAUGCCGAGCCGCAGAUGCAACCAAGCCAGGGUCAGCCGAGAGGCGAUUAUGCAGCACAGAGUACCAGUCAAAGACCCUGCAUGGACCUGCUUGACUAA